AGUCCAGCCCGGCCCGCCCCUCCGCCGGUGCCGUGUUGGAAGUCGCGACUGUCCCGGAAGUGGAGCGGGCCUCUCUCUGUCGGGGUCCCGACCUCCCGGCUGCUGCUGCGGGCAGCGGGGGCGGCGGCGAUGGCGGAGGCGGCGCUGCUGCUGCUGCCCGAGGCGGCGGGGGAGCGGGACGCUCGGGAGAAGCUGGCUCUCUGGGAUAGGAGACCGGACACGACGGCGCCGCUGACCGACCGGCAGGCGGACUCGGUGCUGGAGCUGAAAGCGGCGGCCGAGGACCUGCCGGUGCCGGCCGAGCUCCCAAUUGAAGACUUGUGCAGUUUAACAUCCCGUUCGCUGCCCAUUGCACAUUCUUCAAUAGUGCCCGAAUCCACGGAAGACAUUCUCUUGAAGGGUUUCACCUCCUUAGAAAUGAAAGAAGAAAGAAUCGAAACUGCACAGCAGUUCUUCUCAUGGUUUGCAAAGCUGCAAACUCAGAUGGAUCAGGACGAAGAAACUAAAUAUAGACAGAUGAGGGAUUACUUGUCUGGGUUUCAGGAGCAGUGUGAUGCUAUAUUGAAUGAUGUAAACAGUGCUCUUCAGCAUCUGGAAUCAUUGCAGAAACAGUAUCUUUUUGUGUCCAAUAAGACAGGAACCCUGCAUGAAGCCUGUGAACAGCUCCUGAAAGAACAGUCGGAACUUGUUGAUCUGGCUGAAAAUAUUCAACAAAAGCUUUCCUAUUUUAAUGAAUUGGAGACUAUUAGCACAAAACUGAAUUCUCCCACAUUGUCUGUGAAUAGUGAAGGAUUUAUACCUAUGCUGGCCAAGUUAGAUGAUUGUAUAACGUAUAUAUCAUCUCAUCCAAAUUUUAAGGAUUAUCCUGUAUAUUUACUGAAGUUUAAGCAAUGUCUUUCUAAAGCUUUGCACCUCAUGAAGACAUACACUGUGAACACACUACAGAACCUCACAAAUCAGUUAUUAAAAAGGGAUCCUUCAUCUGUACCUAAUGCAGAUAAUGCUUUCACACUAUUUUAUGUGAAAUUUCGAGCUGCUGCCCCCAAAGUCAGAACUCUCAUUGAGCAAAUAGAACAACGAUCUGAAAGAAUACCAGAAUAUCAACAACUGCUAAAUGACAUCCACCAGUGUUAUCUUGAUCAGCGGGAGCUUCUUUUGGGCCCUAGUAUUACUUGUACUGUAACAGAGUUAACCAGCCAGAAUAACAGAGAUCACUGUGCCUUGAUUCGCAGUGGCUGUGCCUUUAUGGUCCAUGUAUGCCAGGAUGAGCACCAACUUUAUAAUGAAUUUUUCACAAAACCAACAUCAAAAUUAGAUGAACUUUUGGAGAAACUGUGUGUGUCAUUGUAUGAUGUCUUCAGGCCACUGAUCAUUCAUGUUAUUCACUUAGAGACGCUAUCGGAACUUUGUGGGAUUCUUAAAAAUGAGGUGCUUGAAGAUCAUGUACAGAACAAUGCUGAACAACUGGGGGCAUUUGCAGCUGGAGUAAAGCAGAUGUUGGAAGAUGUACAAGAGCGGCUUGUUUACCGAACCCACAUCUACAUUCAGACAGACAUCACGGGCUACAAACCAGCUCCUGGAGACCUGGCGUACCCCGAUAAGUUAGUAAUGAUGGAGCAAAUUGCACAGAGUUUAAAAGAUGAACAGAAGAAGGUACCUUCAGAAUCUUCGUUUUCAGAUGUUCGGUUAGAAGAAGCAGAAUCUCCUAAUAAUUUAACAAAAUCUGGUUCAACAGAAUCUUUCAAUGCCAGAUCACAGACCACAAUUUCCCCAGCAGAUCUUCAUGGGAUGUGGUAUCCUACAGUUCGACGAACUCUCGUCUGUCUCUCCAAAUUGUACAGAUGCAUAGAUAGGGCAGUGUUCCAAGGAUUAUCACAGGAAGCCUUGUCUGCCUGCAUUCAGUCGUUACUUGGAGCAUCAGAGUCUAUCAGCAAAAACAAGACUCCGAUUGAUGGACAACUUUUCUUAAUAAAACACCUUUUGAUUCUUCGUGAACAAAUUGCUCCAUUUCACACUGAAUUCACCAUUAAGGAAAUUUCCCUGGACCUCAAGAAAACUAGAGAUGCAGCAUUUAAAAUCCUGAAUCCUAUGACUGUUCCAAGAUUUUUUAGGCUGAAUAGCAACAAUGCCUUGAUAGAGUUCUUGUUGGAGGGUACUCCUGAGAUCAGAGAACAUUAUCUUGAUUCUAAGAAAGACGUAGAUCGUCAUCUGAAAUCGGCCUGUGAGCAGUUUAUUCAGCAGCAGACCACGCUGUUUAUAGAGCAGCUGGAGGAGUUCAUGACAAAGGUUUCCGCAUUAAAAACAAUGGCCAGUCAGGGAGGACCCAAGUAUACUCUCUCUCAGCAGCCUUGGGCACAACCAGCAAAGGUUGGUGACCUUGUGGCAAGUGCCUACAAGACAAUAAAAGCAAAGCUGCCCCUGACAUUGAGAAGUAUGUCAUUGUACCUAUCCAACAAAGAUACUGAGUUCAUCCUUUUUAAACCUGUUAGGAAUAAUAUUCAGCAGAUUUUCCAGAAGUUCCAUGUUUUGUUAAAGGAAGAGUUCAGCCCUGAAGAUAUCCAGAUCAUUGCUUGUCCUUCUAUGGAACAGCUGAACCUCCUGCUGUCAGUUUCCAAGUAACCAGGCCUGUCGGGCUGUGUGUAAAAGGCCUGUCUGGUGGGAGCGGGCUGAGGUGUCCCUCGGCCUGCACCCCCCGGGGAACUGUACGAAGGAUGUCCCGAGAACCACACGGCGUGCUGCUCAGUGCUGACUGCAGAAUGACAUAGAAGCAAAGAGUGAAAUGAUUGAUGUUUCCCUCUGAAAAACAUCAAAAUGCCAAAGAUUAAUCUAUGAGUGCUGAUAACUGUCUCAUUUAAAUGGUCACGAGCAGUGUAAGUUAAGAGGAAUUUAUGGUGUGCACUCAGUGAAAUGGUUCUAAGAAAAAGUGUGCAAUGAAAAUAGGUGACAAUAAAUAGUUCAAAGAAGAACUUUAUGGAAAUACAGCUAAUUAGAAAGCUAAGAGAAAGGUCUGUUAAAGUGUGAAACACUGCAAUCUUUUUAACCACUGAACAUUCCAUGGUGACUAAUUUUUUUAUUUCCAGAAAUGUUAUCUUUACACUCUAUUUAAUGUAAUGUUUCUCCUAUCACUUUGAAGUUUAGUUGGGAGUAGAUUGGAUGCUUCUGAGAACACGCUCUGCUUUUCUGGGAAUUCAGGGUGUUAUCUUUCUGUGUGUUUGAUGUGAGGGAGUUUCAAGAUGCAGGGACCUGGCGUAAAGUCCCGGGAUCUGUACUCCGUGAAUUGCUUAGGGGCAGGGCGUUGAAAAGCAGGCAGGGAGCAGCAGCCUCCUUAUGAUAGAAAUGUGUCGUAUCUUUAAUGAGAAUCUUCACGGUACAAUAGGCAGUGUUUGUGAGUGGGAAAUACCAAUUAAGGCAUCUUCAGUCUGGCGCAGGAAGGAGGGAAGGAAGCCUGAUGAAUGGUGCACCUGGCACGGAGGUCGGGCUGCCUGCCUUCUGCACACUGCCUUCCGUUUCCGUGGUUCUUUGAAAAGUGAACACUUUCAUGUCCUGUACUUCACAGUGGCUGUGCCGCGCCAGCCCUGCUACUGCGGAAUGCAUUUUACUAACAGAGAGGGUGAUGAAGACCGCCCAUCCCUUCAGACCCACCCACCACAGGGUAUCAGCGAUCAUCAGAUAAAUGAUGCACGUCUAUGAGUUUUCCUACAAAUACCUGUUUCCUGUUUGGAUUGGUUUGGUUUUGCCUCUGAUGUUACAGUAAAUGUAACCUGCGUUUUGGUUCACAAGGGAUUUUGAGUUAUUCAGACACUAGUUUAGAGAUAGAACGCUAACAAGGGUUCUGGAAGGUAGCCAGCAGGCCUCGUUCUGUGCGACUAGCAUUUCUCCUCCCGCCGUGUGUACAUCUUGUGAUGCCUGUCAUUUUAAACAGGUCACUUGUUUUUCAGCUCGGUUUAACUUGGUGAUGGAUGUUGCUUGACAGAGCUUAAUACUCUGGAUCUUGGGAAACUAAAAGGUAAAGAGGGUCCAUAUUCAUUCUCUGACAGGAAAUGAGUGAAUUAGAAAGAUUAUAUGUACUUUUACUAUUUUAAAUAUGUGUUUAAUGAAAUAAACUGUAAAAUAUCCAGUUUUGUAUAUUAUAUGUACAUUUGAUUUUUAAUCGCCUCUCCAAAGAAAUGAGGGCAUGAUUAUUGUACAGUACUGUGACUAAUUUGGUGUACAGAGCGAGUCUGUUCUUAAGGAUAAAAAUAUUUGACGGCA
Molecule: messenger RNA, 4251 nt
Organism: Vicugna pacos (alpaca)
Lineage: Eukaryota; Metazoa; Chordata; Mammalia; Artiodactyla; Camelidae
Gene: COG3
Product: component of oligomeric golgi complex 3
Biological process (GO): intracellular protein transport; Golgi organization; intra-Golgi vesicle-mediated transport
Cellular component (GO): COG complex; cis-Golgi network; membrane
Source: RefSeq, a predicted model, not a curated record